CAUACAUCAGCUGGAACAGCCCAAAACCUGCAGAUCUCGCUGAACAUUGGAUAGCGCCAGCAAAACCCUUCCUAGCAGCGGUUCAUCCUGCAAGAACCUAGAUACCCCCACAAGAGCACUGCGGAUGUUUUCUUCUCCGUCUCGUUACCCCCCGCGAUUUGCGUCGGUGGAAGAGGUGGACAAGUUUGCAGCCUCGCCCAGUUCACCUUCGGAACCAGCAACGAAUCACACCAAGAGAACCACGGGGCUAGCGUAUUAUAGAUUCAAAAAAUGGGAAAAGGCGGAGAAGGCACUUGCAGAGCAUCUUGCACAUUGCGCAGAUGACUUUGAGGCAACCCAAACGCUCGCAAGUACAUACGAACACCUUGCCAAGUUUCGUUCAGCAGUUGAUUUCUACGAGAAGGCAUAUAAACUACGGACACACGAGAAGGGUCUGCUUCUGAAAGUGGCAAGACUUCGUCUAGACAUAAUUGACCCAGACCCGAAAACCCGUUCAGAGGACACCUGUGAUGAUCAAGCCUCACGUGUGCUUCAUCUGAAGAGAGCAUUCCAUUGCCUUAAAGAAUCGCGAUUGGAAGAAAGUGGACGGAUUUCGUUCGAAGCUCUACCUUUGCUGGACCGGACCUAUGGACUCGUUGCGGACUCAUGUCCUAAUAUCUUGAGUCAGGAAAGUCUUCGUCAAGAUUUUCUGGCGGUCGCCAGUCUCAACGAAACUCGCGGCCGACCUGCCUUACACGUUGCAUUAUUGAAGGCACUUGUACGCAGCAACCAAAGACAAGCCGUUGCCCAAUACUUCAUACGUGCACGAGAUGGCUUACGGAGCUCAGCGGAUUGGCUGUUAUUCGCAUUGAACCAUUCUAGCGAGUUUGAGAUGAUGUUCGGACGAAUCCCUAUCCUGACAAUGGAGGUCAAGCUCUGGUUGUAUGCGCACUACAUUCGAAUGGCCUUGAAAGACCCAGAGGUAACCGAGGAAAAAUGCGUUGAGCUGCUGAACGAGUUUGACAAGUCGAUCAAACGCCUGGAGAGUCUACUGCCUUUCGGUGAUAAGCCAGGGCCAAAGUUUUGGUAUCGGAUCCGCGAAGAAUAUGCAUCCCAUGCCACACUGCUUCGUGGUUUAAGUCACUUCCGGUCCUUGAAAACGAGCGUUCAACAGGCAUCGGAUCUCAGGCGGGUUCGGCCCCAGCUGCAGGCAGCGGUCCGUCAAUGGCGACUUUGUAUUUCUUAUCGGACAGAGUAUCUGGAAAAGAAAUCAUAUUGGACCAAAACAGCGGCAUCACGGCUGAGCCUGGCUGCGCACAACCUGUUGGCAUCCCUUUACUGCUUCACACCAGCAUGGACUCUCGGCACAUAUUCGCAACCGUCAACAGAUAUUGAAGCAGAUGCUGAAAAUCAUCUACGCAUUGGGUCUCGACGAAAAGAAUCAAACAUUUUACCGCAUUUUUCUCUUGUCGAUUUUCCCACGGAGCGAACGGGUCAGUUAUUUUCACUUCUCAAGUGGCUGAGUGAAAACCUGCAUGAGGUGGAUAUGACGGCGCUAGAUUCUGAGGCCGCGGAUCUGGGCAGGUUCGCGAACGUAUCGGCGUGGCACAUUCGAAAUUGUCGCCUUCGAGAAAUUCUUAGAGAGGUGUUUCCACGACUUCCUGAAUCCCCACAGACGCGCUCACCACGAAAAGGGCUGAAAGCUGUCUUUAGGCAUCGGCCUACCGUUGCCGACAUGGAGGCCUUCAUCAUGAUGCUAUUGAUCCAAAGACAUAUGUGGUGCUGUAGUGUUUUGAAUGCCAGCUCUGUAGACGAGGUAACAUUCCUCUCCACUCUGGAUAUGUGGAAACCAACGAGAGAGCAGGAAAAGUUUUGGCGUACAGCUCUUGUUAUGCAUGGCAAGCAAAUGUACGCUGGUCACUACCUCUUUGGCGAAAGAUUGGACGAAGACGAUUACUAUCAAGCUAUCUUGGAGAUUCGUGGUGCGAUUCGAUGCAAAGCUUCCACGUCAGCGGAAGAGCGACAGACACCACGGCAACUUUAUGGAACGAUGGGGUUCCUGUAUUCUGAGAUGUCAAAACACAAUAUCGUCGUGCUUGAUGACGCAAAGCACUAUCUUAACCUUUAUCUGGAAUGGGACAAGACUGAUAGCGACGAGCUGCCAGAGUCUCUGAUUGUAAUGCCUGACCUUGGUCAGUGCCGGGCAAGUUUUGGAGUUUCGGACGAAAGAAUCCGUCAGGCAUUGAAUGAAGUUGGUCGCAUCAGAACGGAUUUAUCCUCACGAUCACUCGAUCACAAAUCACCUGCGAAGGUUAUGAAAGAUAUCAAAAAGUCCCAUUUAAAGUCACCGCUCUCGAGCCGCCACUCGAGUCCUAUUGCUAUUUCGUCUCCGUUGGCCUCACACAGCAGCUCUCCUCUGCGGACAGGCAAAGACGUUUCCGUGGAUGAUGAUGAUAAUGCUUCGAGUGGUUUAAAGUUGAGUCUACCGGUAGAGAGUGCAAAGGAAGGCAGUACCACCAUGGACCAGUCCUUUGCGCGUGUGGACGAGAGUUUGGACGUCUCUGUAAUUCAGGGUUCCGAUACGAGUUUGGAUUCCGACCAUGUCUCAAGGGAUGAAGAUAGCCCUUUUCUGGUUCGGCCGCCUGCUGUAUCAUACUCUUUACUGCGCACACAACGUCAUUUACGACUACUUCAAGACCUGCGGAGUUUUAAUAACUUUGAAGAUCCGACAUUCUCUCCCUCUGCAUUCCCAAGAACCACCGGCCCUCCACAUCCGUUUCCAGAUAACGGGCCCGAGCAAGACACGAAUGAAGAGAGAGACGAAACCGAGCAAAAGGAUGCAGACGAGCAGCAAGCCAAUGUCAAGCACGAAGAUGUGGAAGACAUUUCAGAGGGCUGGCAAUCCGUAUCUGAAACGCAGACGGAGCAACAUGAGCAAAAGGAAGUAUCCAAAAAUGUGGAACCGAUUGCACCACUUCCCAAAUCCCCCCUUCCCAAUCCUGGUACAGGAAGCCCUCGAACACAAAUGGCCAUGCCCUUCACACCCAAGCGAGAUCCUUUGGAGCUAAGAGGCGGUCGCGGUGAUCUCUCCGAGUUGAAGCGAAGGGCGGUUGUGAGUAAGAAUUUGAAUCACCUUGUGCAAGGUCAACGCACAGAUGUGGUGAGGGAAACAGGUCCGGACAAGCCAAAGACGAACGAACGCCUUGCCAAGCAGCUCAAAAUGUUGGAGAUGCUGAGGAGUUUGUCGUUACAGCAACAGACUUGAGUUUUCAGGGGCUUCCUCGGUGAAUGGGAAUAUAUAGUAUUAAUAUUAUUAGAAAGCGCCUUCAAGUGACGGACGGCUACGGUGUAAACAUUGUUUUAUUGGAAUCAAUCAGGAGGAUGUCUGUUUUCAUUAGGUAUGGCGAAACUCUCAAUAGAAGGAGAGCGGAUAUACCUUCAAUAUGAGGCUCCACCCAAGGAUUCCUGCUUAAUAAUAUAUUUUUUCCAAC
This is a messenger RNA of Spizellomyces punctatus DAOM BR117, 3470 nucleotides long. RefSeq lists its product as uncharacterized. Gene Ontology annotation, molecular function: protein binding. Lineage: Eukaryota; Fungi; Chytridiomycota; Chytridiomycetes; Spizellomycetales; Spizellomycetaceae. The transcript is spliced from 17 exons. The record is from RefSeq and is a predicted model, not a curated record. The coding region runs from base 125 to 3244 and encodes 1039 amino acids.